Molecule: messenger RNA, 1226 nt
Organism: Juglans microcarpa x Juglans regia
Lineage: Eukaryota; Viridiplantae; Streptophyta; Magnoliopsida; Fagales; Juglandaceae
Product: rac-like GTP-binding protein RHO1
Exons: 7
Coding region: 374-964 (196 amino acids)
Biological process (GO): small GTPase-mediated signal transduction; cortical cytoskeleton organization; actin filament organization
Cellular component (GO): cytoskeleton; cell projection; nucleus
Molecular function (GO): GTP binding; GTPase activity; protein kinase binding
Source: RefSeq, a predicted model, not a curated record
UUUGAUAAGCGGUAUAUGAAUCACGAUAAGGGGAACUGAAGCCUGUACUGGCAGAAGGUUGGGUGGGUUCAUCGAGCGCUUAACAGCAAUUGUUUUCCCGUCUCAAAGCUUGGGUCCCACCCUUUAUCCCUUCCCUUUUUCUUUCUCCGAGCAAUUAGGGCUUAAAGGCUACACCCUGAAUUUCAAUUUCAGUUUCCAUUACAUGAAUUCUGAAUCUUUGAGGGUUGGGUUUUUCUUCGAAACAGAUGGAGUCUUGAUGGUGAUCUCUCUUCUGGAGCAGGAAGAACGACAAGACUGAGACUCGAGAGAGAGGGCCGGACAUCAUUGGAGUUUGACGAGUCAGUGGUGGAGAUCCGGGGCUUCUCUUGUGGAAAUGAGCGCUUCCAGGUUCAUAAAGUGUGUCACCAUCGGUGACGGCGCCGUCGGUAAAACCUGCAUGCUGAUAUCGUACACCAGCAAUACCUUCCCCACGGACUAUGUGCCAACAGUUUUUGACAAUUUCAGUGCUAACGUUGUUGUGGAUGGAAGCACUGUUAACCUUGGGUUAUGGGAUACUGCUGGUCAGGAGGAUUACAAUAGGUUAAGACCCUUGAGCUAUCGAGGUGCAGAUGUCUUUAUACUUGCUUUCUCCCUCAUAAGCAAGGCCAGCUAUGAAAAUGUUGCUAAAAAGUGGAUUCCUGAACUAAGGCAUUAUGCACCUGGUGUUCCAAUAAUUCUUGUUGGAACAAAGCUCGAUCUUCGGGAUGAUAAGCAGUUCUUUAUUGACCAUCCUGGUGCAGUGCCUAUUACAACAGAUCAGGGAGAAGAGCUUAGGAAACUGAUUGGAGCUCCUGCCUACAUUGAGUGUAGUUCAAAAACACAGCAGAAUGUUAAGGCAGUUUUUGAUGCAGCCAUUAAAGUCGUGCUCCAGCCGCCUAAGCAAAAGAAGAAGAGAAAGGUACAAAAGGCUUGCUCCAUAUUGUGAUCCGGGAGCGAUUCUAUUAAACAUUGGAGACAAUGACCCGCCAGCCUCUUACUUACAGUGUAACUGUCUUGUCUGUGUCUGUGUCUGUAUGUCGACGGUAUCUUUCAGAUUCUAUGUCCUCUGGAAGGAAGCAGCAAGCUGGUUGUGUAUAGUCUUGACUCACAUGCUAGGGAUCUGUGUGAAUGUGAAAGCAUGAGAUUAGUAGUUUCUGGCUUUAUCUGUUAACAUGACCUGUAACUGAUUACAAGCAUUACUUGUUGGC